This is a messenger RNA of Lasiosphaeria miniovina, 434 nucleotides long. RefSeq lists its product as uncharacterized. The annotation marks the transcript as partial. The transcript has 2 exons. The record is from RefSeq and is a predicted model, not a curated record. NCBI's taxonomy places the organism in Eukaryota, Fungi, Ascomycota, Sordariomycetes, Sordariales, Lasiosphaeriaceae.
GGCACGCGGCAGCGCCCCGCGGGAUCAAAUUCCGAUCUCGGUUCCCAAGCUUCAUGUUUCCUACCCGGGGUUUCGAAAUCUGCGCAUGGUUCCGGCAGCUAUAAUGGAGGCUCUCGGCAGCAGCCAGCCCGUGGCAUGGGGGGCGACGGCCAUGAUUCCGAUGCGGACGAUGGCGAUGACGAGGAAAGAAACAAGCAGUCGGUACCGACGUUAGGAGACUGUCCCAAAGGAGGUCUUGCUUGUAUCUUCUUCAAGAGAUACCCCGCCAGUGAGAACCUGUCCGGGGCGUGCCUUGGGCCGGGCUGGCCUUCAGUGCACAGGGUGAAGGAACACAUCUAUCGGAUUCACAUGCAAAAAGGCUCUCCUUGUCCCAGAUGCCGCGAAGUAUUCGACACAAGCGGGCAUCUGGAUCUCCACCUCCAACAGAACGUCCG